Necator americanus (New World hookworm) is the source of this 375-nucleotide messenger RNA. RefSeq lists its product as uncharacterized. The transcript has a single exon. The coding region runs from base 1 to 375 and encodes 124 amino acids. NCBI's taxonomy places the organism in Eukaryota, Metazoa, Nematoda, Chromadorea, Rhabditida, Ancylostomatidae. The record is from RefSeq and is a predicted model, not a curated record.
AUGCAUGUGGGAGCCACUGACCGAGCUUUUUCUCUAUUCCGAGAGAUCGCAGUCCAUUGCUCACGGCGGACAGCGGACAGCCAAGACUGGCAGCAAAAUACCGCACACCUUCAUAUGGAUGCUCCGCCAGUUCUUCAGUUCGUCGAACGAUAUUGCAAUCGGGCGACCAAAGCGAGGCUCAUCUUCGAGCUUUUUGUUUCCGGCUUUGAAGCAACAAGGGAACAAGGCGCGCACAGACCGCUCAGAAGGUGCUUCAGUGCCGAAUACUUGACUCAAGUUUUGAUGGGCUUCAGCAGUGGCGUGGCCAGAUUCGAACUCGUAAAGGAGUACGUGUCGAACAUGGGUGGAAUGUUCUGCCUUUAUAGGAUGAAAUAG